AUGAAAUGUGGAAAUGUAAAUGUGAGAAACGUACUGGAGUUCAAUUUAAAAAAAAAUAUAAAAGAAAAGACAAAAUUAACAGACCAAGAAAUUGUAAUAAUUUAUAAAAGAUUCCAUUCGAUAUCUCCUAAUGGAAAAUUAGAUUAUAAACAAUUUGAAAAAAGUUUAGGAAUUCUAGGAACAAUAAAAAAUGCAUAUUUAUAUAAAUGUAUCUUUAAAGCUUUUGAUUUGAAUAAUGAUGGAUAUAUUGAUAUAUUUGAAUUUUGUGUGGCAAUAAAUAUUAUGUUAAAGGGAAACAAACGUGAUAAAUUGAAGCUCUCGUAUCGGAUCAUACAAUCGGGUUCAUCUGUUAAGUUGGAAAAUUUGCAAGGUGAGAAGCAUUCGAAGGGUGACAAAAAUUUGCAAGAUGAGAAGCAUUUGCAAGGUGAGAAGCAUUCGAAGGGUGACAAAAAUUUGCAAGGUGAGGAGCAUUCGAAAGAUGACCAGAUUUUGAAAGAUGACAAAAACUACCUAGAAUACAUAAAUUAUGACGAUUUUGAAAGGAUCAUACUAAGCAUCAAAGAUAUAAAAAAACAAUUAUUAGGAGAAGACGAUGAAAUUGUAAUAAGCCAUGUUAAAUACACUUUUAAAUCAUUGAGUAUAUUAUGUGAUGAUGGUAAAUAUAGAAUGAAUUUAAAGUGUUAUAAAAGAGCAAUGCAAUGUCAUGAAUUUUUGAAAUUUAUUGGAAUUCAUACAAAAGUUGCAGAUACUUUUAUAAAAAAUAAUGAACCAAUUAUUAAAAAAAAAAAAAAAAAAACAAAAAAAUAUAAAAUUGAUUCAGGAAAAAAAGUAUUAAAUAAUUUAAAAAAAUCAUAUUCUGAAUCGGCAAGUACAAGAUUAUCUCUUUUAAGGGGUACUACAAGUUUAUUUAUAAAAAAAAAAAAACAAAAAAAAAAAAAAAAUUAUGAAAAAAAAAUAGCUAGCUUAUACUCUCUUCAAGGAAAAGAUCUACCAGAGAAUGGCGGCGAAAAAAAUGGAAGCGAAAAAAAUGGAGACGUUAAAAGUUCUAAUAAUAACACUUUUAAAAAGGAUGAUAUUGUACCAAGCUCAAGCGAAAAAAAGUUAUAUCUUAAUAACAUAUCCACAAAAUAUAAUUCCAUAUCUCAAAAAAAACAAACAAAAGAUGAUGAAAAUGAAUUAUUUGAAUCUGGCCUAAAUAACAAAAGUGGAAAAAAAAUAUUAAGAAAAAUAGACCAAAUAAAACUUGAUAAAAAAAUAAAUAAAAGAUGUGAUAAUAUUGGAAAUGAUUUUAAAAAAUUAGAGAAUCAAAUUUCACAAAAUGAUGAAAGAACAACUAAUAUAUACUAUGAUGUAUAUAAAGAACCUGAAAUAAAAAAUAAAAAAAAUGUUCCUAAUCUUGAUUUGGCCCAUAUCGAACAGGAAUACGAAUCGAAGAGUUAUAUGUAUUCAACUGUCGAAAAAAAAAUGAACAAAAAUGGAAGCAUGAACAAAAGUGGAAGCAUGAACAAGAGUGGAAGCAUGAACAAGAGUGGAAGCAUGAACAAGAGUGGAAGCAUGAACAAGAGUGGAAGCAUGAACAAAAGUGGGAGUGUGGAUAAUACAGAAUUUUUUGAUUUAAAAUUACAAAUAUUUGAGUUUGAAAAAAAGGAAAAAAAUAAAAAAUAUAUUGAUACAUGGAAUCUGUACAUAAACAAAUAUAAAGAAUACAUAAAAAGAGUGGAAGAAGUUGAAACGGGCGAAAAUGCGAAUGGUAAUCGUGAUGGUAAUGCGAGCGGACAUGGUAAUGGGUGUGUGAAUGGCAGUUUUUCUGACAAUUUGGUAGAAAGUAAUAAUAUAGAAAAAUAUUAUGAUAAAUGUAAUGAUAUUGAUAGUAUAGAUUCUGAUAAUAACAGUAAUAUUUAUGAGAAGGAUGUAGAAGGUGAAAGUGUUGAGAGUAGUGUUAGUACAUAUACUAAAAUGAGUGAUAAAAUUAAUGGUGAUAUAAUCAAGCUAAUUGAAAAUCAAGAAAACGAAAGUAAUGAUUAUAUAUCUCACGGAAGUAAUAAAAAAGAAGAAAACGGUUCAGGAACAUUUUUAUUUGAAAAAUAUAUUGAAUAUCAUAAAUUUGUAAAUGAAACAGAAGAUAUAAAAGCUUUAAUAAAUGAAACAUAUAAAAAUUCUCAACAAUUAGAAUUAAGUGAAGAUAUAUUAUAUAAAAAAUUUUAUAUUCCAGGUUCUAAUUCUCAACAUUUUUUAAUUAAUAAAAAUUUGAGCAAAGAAAAGCUUUUAUAUCAUAUUAGAAUAAUUUUAUUAAAUGUUGAAGAUUGCUUAAAAAGCGAUAAAGAUAACGAAAAUUAUGAUAAAAUAUUUUUAAUUUUUUUUUACAUUUUUAUAUAUAAUAAUACACAUGAAGAGAAUACAAAAAUAGAAUCCAAACAAGUAUGUAUACGAGAUAAACAUUUAAAAAAAUAUAAAAGUGUAUUAUUAAUUGUUUCUAUAAUUCGAUAUUUUCUACAUACUAUUACAAUUUCACAAAAAUAUUAUUGCUCUUCUUAUGACUCCAUUGAUGAGUAUAACAAUAAUAAUAAUAAUGAUAAUGAUAAAAAUAACGAUAAAAAUAACGAUAAAAAUAAUGAUAAAAAUAAUAUAUCGAAAUCAAAUCAUGAAAUAAAUAUAAUUUUGAAUCAAACUAAUGAUGUUUUAGGAAAAUAUGCUAAAGGAAAGUUUCAAAAUAAAAAAAUAUAUAUUAAUAAAUCUAAUUAUUAUAAUUCUUCAAAAAAAAGAAAAUUAUCUGUUUCAAUACGUCAUAAAAAAAAAAAAAAAACAUCUAAACUCUUUGCAGUAUAUUUUGGUCAUGAAAGAUGGGAUCUAGUAAUGAAUAUGAUGAUAGGAAUUCGAAUAUGUGCAAUCAAAAAAUUCAAUAUAGAUAAUAUACUAAAUUAUUAUAAACAUACCGAUGUUAUACAAUUAUCUACUUCACGUCCUAAUGAAAAAGUUUUAUUUAAAAAUUAUUCACCAAUAAUAUUUAAAAAUAUUCGAAAAAUUUUUGGUAUAAAAUCUAAAGAAUAUAUAACAUCAGUUGGACCUGAACAAGUCAUAAGUAAUAUGGUUUUAGGAAAUCUUUCAACUCUUAGUGAACUUUUAUCGGAAGGAAAAAGUGGUUCUCUUUUUUAUUUUACUAGCAAUGGAAAAUAUAUAAUUAAAACAGUAAACAAGGGAAUUCACAAAUUGUCAAAAAAACUUCUUCCACGUUAUUACAAGUAUAUCCAGAAAAAUCCGGAUUCUCUUUUAACUCGUUUGUACGGAAUUCACAGCAUAAAAUACCUGAACAGUUCAUCAAAAACGAUAAAAAAAAUAUUUUUUAUUGUUAUGAAUAACUUUUUUUCAUCGGCGGUUGAAAUACAUAGAAGAUAUGACAUAAAAGGGAGUCUAAUUGGAAGAACAGUUCCUCCUGAAAAGAGAGAAGAUCAUACAAUUGCAUUAAAAGAUGCUGACAUUGAUGAAUUGGGUGAUGUUAUAAACAUAGGGGAUGAAAAUAAGGAAAAAUUAUUAAACAUUUUAAAAUCAGAUGCAAAUUUUUUAAAAGAAAAUUUGCUUUUAGAUUAUUCUUUAUUGUUUGGUAUACAUUAUAAAGAAUUGUCACGAGAUGUAGUAUGUUGGGAUAAAAAAAAAACUAAUGAAAUUCGUCAUGUUUAUGAUGAGUUUGGGUUAUGUGUAGCGGCUAAGCCAUUUCACCAGUGGGACCAUGGAGGCAUGAUCAAUAUCGACAAGAACCGGAUCUUCUUUUUUGGAAUAAUUGAUAUCUUUACAAAGUGGAACUUGAAAAAAAAAAUAGAGCAUACCUUUAGAACGAUACAAAAACUGGAUAGAAAAAAUAUUUCCUGCAUUCCACCAAAGGCCUAUGCAGAACGAUUUGUAGCAUUUAUAGAAAAACAUAUGAAGUGA
Molecule: messenger RNA, 3924 nt
Organism: Plasmodium yoelii
Lineage: Eukaryota; Apicomplexa; Aconoidasida; Haemosporida; Plasmodiidae
Product: phosphatidylinositol-4-phosphate 5-kinase, putative
Exons: 7
Coding region: 1-3924 (1307 amino acids)
Biological process (GO): phosphatidylinositol metabolic process
Molecular function (GO): calcium ion binding; phosphatidylinositol kinase activity
Source: RefSeq, a predicted model, not a curated record